This is a messenger RNA of Raphanus sativus (radish), 2239 nucleotides long. Its product is annotated as BTB/POZ domain-containing protein At3g50780. The transcript has a single exon. NCBI's taxonomy places the organism in Eukaryota, Viridiplantae, Streptophyta, Magnoliopsida, Brassicales, Brassicaceae. Bases 433 to 1998 code for a protein of 521 amino acids. The record is from RefSeq and is a predicted model, not a curated record.
UAUUUUAGGUUUGCAGGCCCACAAACACAUGUAAUCAACAAAAUCAUGCGAUAAGAAAGAGAGAGAGAGGAGGAGUGAGGAGACAAAAGUAAAGUGAAGAUAAAGGAAUCGAGUUGGAGAGACAACCCCAUUUGAUGCAUCUCUUUCUCGUCCUUUCUUGCCUUCACUCUCUUCUUUUUUUUUGAAAUUCCAUUGUCUAUUAGAUUAAAAAGCUUCCUUCUUUUCAUCCUUCAAACACCGUUAUUACCUUCAAAAUCAUUCAUCUCUCUCUCUACACAAACAGCUGUUUCUCAUCUCUAGGGUUUUGUUCUUACUUAACCUCAAUAAUCUCUACAAUUGACUCUGUAUCUUAUAGAUUCUAACCUUCUGGGUCUCUUUCUUGUUCCGUUAAUGGUGUGAAAGCUGGAACCUUUCUUCCUCUCUCACUCAACAAUGGCUGAGAUCAAGAUCACAAAAGCAGAGCAAGGACAAACCAAGAUCAGGACAGUCCCAGUAGCUGUAACUCCUGAAGGCUUCUGGUGUUGCCCUUCCCCUGUUGCUUUCCAAAAGACUCUCAAAUCUCACAACUCCCUCCACAAACCCAAACACUCUCCUCCAACAACGGAUAAGAAGCCUCCGGAGAAGGAGAAGGAGAAGAGACCCUCCUCCACCACUAUUAGAUCCGUCAUCGCUUCAGACGAGCAACAACAACAACAGAGUAACAACCCAGAAGAGACCCCUCAUCACAGUAUCUCUGUUCCGGUGACGGUUCAAGAGCGUCCACCGAGGCAAAAGGUCGAGACUUUACCGAGGAAAGUGGCCAUAGAGUUCGGCGAGCCAGGGAGCAUCGACGCUAAAGUGAUUCUUGUAGGGAAGCAAGGCUUCUGCGUGAAGCUGAGUGUUCACAAGAAGGUUCUGGUCGAUCACAGCAGUUUCUUCGCUAAGAAACUCUCAGAGAGAGACUCUGUUUUCGCCUGCCUUGAGAUCGAGAGCUGCGAAGACGCCGAGAUCUACGUCGAGACCGUUGGCCUUAUGUACUGUAAAGACGUGAAGCAGAGGCUUAUGAAACAGAGCGUGAGCAGAGUCCUACGUGUCCUCAAGGUCGCUGAGCUUCUUGGUUUCGGUUCUUGUGUUCAGUCUUGUUUGGAUUAUCUCGAGGCUGUGCCUUGGGUUGGUGAAGAAGAGGAGGAGAAAGUGGUCUCGUCGAUUCUCGGGUUAAAGACUGAAGGAGUUGGUCCUGUUCUCAAAAGAGUUGCUGCUUCCUCUUCUGUGGAUCCACCUAAAGAGACGCUCUCGCGGAUCAUCGAGCUCGUGUUGAGAAGCAAAGAGGAGAAGAGCCGUCGCGAGAUGAAAUCUAUUGUCUUGAAGCUUCUGAGGGAACAGAACGGGAGCAAUGUGGGUGAGAAUUUCAACGAGACGAUCUACUCCUCUUGCAAGAGCUGCUUGGACUCUGUCUUGUCUAUGUUCAGGGAAGGUGAGAGUGAUGCUAAGCAGAUAGGUGUAGAAGCUGAUAACCUCACGUGGCUGCUCGAUGUGUUAGCGGAGAGGCAAGCAGCUGAGGAGUUCUCAGUCACGUGGGCGAACCAGAAGGAGCUAGCUUUGUUACACGAGAAGCUUCCUUUGGUGUCUCGGUACCACGUGAGCCGCGUGACGUCUCGGCUGUUCGUGGGGAUAGGGAGAGGAGAGCUGUUGCCUUCGAAAGACACUAGGCUUCUGCUGUUGACCACGUGGCUGCAGCCUUUGUUCAAGGACUAUAACUGGCUGCAGCACGGAUGCAGGUCGUUUGAUGGGAAGCUUGUGGAGGAAGGGAUAGGGAGGACGAUACUGACGUUGCCGUUGGAAGAUCAGCAGAGGAUUUUGAUGUCUUGGCUUGGGAGUUUCUUGAACGGAGGAGAUGGGUGUCCGAAUUUGCAGAGAGCUUUUGAGGUUUGGUGGAGGAGAUCGUUUGUUAGACCUUACUCGGAUCGUCAGGGUAGUAGUAGUGGGGUGUCUCAGACAGAUUCGACUUCAAAAGAGUGAUCUUAUAAAAACAUGAUGAGUAAGCUUUGUUAGAUUUGUACAGUGAAUAACGUUAGCUUUUGGAAACUGGAAAGUGUUUGGUUUUGCUUAUCUUUGAUUUUCGGUUUUGGUUGGUUUGUGGUUUUCGUUUGGUUUAUAUCAUGCCAUGGAGAGGCAAGGCUUUAGUGGUCUUGUUUUUUUUUUUUCUUGAUGUUUUUGUAUCUUUCCAUUUUUCAUAAAAGUAUUGAUGUUACUGGAUGUA